AUGGGAAAACGUUCGAGGACUGUUGCAGCGGAAAGCGACAGCCCGACCAAGCGAGCCCGCAAGGGAAAGAACGAUGGGCGAUUAGCUAUGUUGUUAGAGAUGCCUAUGGAUAUCCUGUUUGAAAUUUUGUCGCAUGCCCAUCCGCUGGAUCUCCUGCAAGUCACCAGAACAAGCAGGGAACUGCGUCGUACAUUGCUCUCUCCCUCUUCGACGUCCAUCUGGAAAGCAUCCCUUGCAGCCGACCCAGACUUACCAGAAUGUCCACCGGAUCUGUCAUACCCCCGCUGGGUGCACCUCGUCUACGACCCUUAUUGCCAUAAUUGCUCCCGCACCCGAGUGAAAAAUCCCGAUUGGAGGCUGAGGGUACGGUUUUGCUCCCCGUGCUUCAGACAAGAGGUUUGCGAGCACGUCCCAUGGAGCUUCUGGGUGCCAAUACCUUCCUUGCUCCCACAUCGAGAUGCAAAGAAUUUCAAGCACUUAUUCGUAACGUCCCACAUAACGGAAAUGACGGCCAAGUGGAAGUCCUUCAAGAGCGACGAAGACUCACAGUUCAAGUUCUUCCUCGAACGCCUGGAGAUCGUGAAACAAAUCAACGAGCAUGCAUCUAGAUGCGAGGUGUGGGCUCGGAAGAAGGCUUUAGACCGGAUAGCCUACCAGGACCAACUGCGAUUGGACCGACGAGCGGCCAUCAUCCAGAAACUGAAAGCCGAAGGGUACGCAAAGGAUCUGGACUCUAUGACAAACGACGAUUGGACCGCCUUCGACAGGCUGAAGCCGGUCGCCCAGAACCGCGCGCUUACCGAACGAGAGAUCGCGUCUGUGGCGCGCGUCGCGUCCUACGUCCGCGUCAAUGACGCGUACAGUCGCCGCCUACUCCUCGCUAGAUUUAUCGGAUCAUUGUAUACGGGAAUGGCGAAACGUACGAAGAGGGAAAGUAUUGCUCUAGUGGAGGGGGAUGCGCACGCAGACCAGAAACCCGCCAAGCGCAAACGCAAGCGGCGGAAAGACGACAAACUUUCUAUGUUGGUGGAGAUGCCAAUGGAUAUCCUGUUCGGAGUACGCGGCGCCUUCUCUUUUUUGAUGCUCGUUACUGAAGAUGGAUAUACACGGUAUAAGAUUCUGUCUCAUCUCCACCCGCUGGAUCUCCUCCAAGUCGCUAGAACAAGCAAGGAGCUACGAAAGAGACUGCUCUCGCGCGCUGCAUCAUCUGUGUGGAAAAGGACUGUUGCGUCUGCCCCGAACUUCCAGAGUGUCCACAGGACCUCUCCUAUCCCGCAUGGGUGCACCUGGUCUAUGAUCCCUACUGUCAUGUAUCACUAUCAUUGCCCUCACUUCACCGGCGACUUCUCCGUGCUCGAAGCACUCCCGCAUCGAGAGAUUACGCCGGCUAAACAUGUAUACGUCAAGUCUCACAUCGAGAAGAUGCGCGAGAGACGGUGCAGCCCCGGGUUUGACGAUUUAGUGGUUGAACGGAGGAGAAUGAACGAACAUAUUUACGAGCAUGCGGACAGAUGCGAAGAGUGGGCUCGGAAGAAAGCAGCGGACCAUAAAGCACAUCAGGAUGCCCAGCAAUCUGAGAGGCGCGCAGCCAUCAUUCAGAAGCUGAAAGAGGAAGGCUACUCCGAGAUGAUGGCUAAGAUGACCGAAGCCGACUGGGCUGUUUUUGACGAGCUGAAGCCGGUGGCGCAGAAGCGUGCGCUUACUGACCGAGUGUAGAAGAAUAUACGGGAGGAGGUCGUGGAGUUCCUUGAGUGCUGUGUAUAAGCUUAAGAGCAACCUCAGGCUGCUGAGUUGGGGCCUGCAUCUUGCGUGCAGGUUCUUUCUCCG
This is a messenger RNA of Gloeophyllum trabeum ATCC 11539, 1827 nucleotides long. RefSeq lists its product as uncharacterized. Gene Ontology annotation, molecular function: protein binding. The transcript is spliced from 13 exons. Bases 1 to 1716 code for a protein of 571 amino acids. The record is from RefSeq and is a predicted model, not a curated record. NCBI's taxonomy places the organism in Eukaryota, Fungi, Basidiomycota, Agaricomycetes, Gloeophyllales, Gloeophyllaceae.